GGCACACGCUGGUGUCCGCGUUUCGCCGUGAACUGCAUAUAUUCGCGUUGUUCGGCAAAAAUUACUAAAAUUUUCAACGCGCCUAAUUUCAGAAAAGUUGAAAUUAAUCAUAGACUUAGAAUUUUACUACCCUACAUCACGCCAAUGCCCGCGCUCUAGGACAGCGAAAAAUUCAUUUCAGCCAAGCGGAAAAGGCACAGGCAAAACAGCCACCGACCAUGGACGUGUCCCAGCCACCGCCACAGCUCCUCACCGCGCCAUCGGCGCUGGCCACCAACUUCACAUCGCUCCCGCCCCCGAACAUGGGCGGCCAGCACUACCGGCACUACCAUCCACACCACGGGUCCAACAAACACUACAACCAGUUCAAGCCCUUUAUGCCCGGUGGCUUCCAGCGACCCUUCGGGAUGUCCCAGGACGACUUCGACGGCAAGCGGUUGCGCAAGAGUGUGAUGCGGAAGACUGUCGACUACAACGCGUCCAUCAUCAAGGCGCUCGAGAACCGCCUGUUCCAGCGUGAUCAUCGGGACCGCUUGGCCCUACAGCCAGACAGCAUAUACGUGCCACAUAUGCUGCCGCCUUCGGCUUACCUGGACAAUCCCUCGAACGCAGUUACCACGAGGUUUGUGAAGACGGCCACUAACAAGAUGCGCUGUCCAAUUUUCACGUUGGCCUGGACGCCGGAGGGCAGACGUUUGGUCACUGGGGCCAGUUCUGGCGAAUUUACCCUCUGGAACGGCUUGACCUUCAACUUCGAGACCAUUCUGCAGGCCCACGACAUUUCGGUGCGAACGAUGGUGUGGUCGCACAACGACAGCUGGAUGGUGACCGGCGAUCAUGGCGGCUAUGUUAAGUACUGGCAGUCCAACAUGAACAACGUGAAGAUGUACCAGGCGCACAAGGAGGCGAUUAGGGGAAUAAGUUUCAGUCCCACGGACAGCAAGUUUGUCAGCGGCAGCGACGACGGAACCCUGAGGAUAUGGGACUUUAUGCGGUGCCAGGAGGAGCGAGUUUUACGAGGCCACGGAGCGGACGUGAAGUGUGUGCACUGGCAUCCCCAUAAGGGAAUGAUCGUCAGCGGGAGUAAGGACAACCAGCAACCCAUCAAAAUCUGGGAUCCCAAGAGCGGCAUUGCCUUAGCCACGCUACAUGCCCACAAAUCCACCGUAAUGGAUCUGAAGUGGAAUGACAAUGGCAACUGGCUAGUCACCGCGUCCAGGGAUCACCUGCUCAAGCUCUUCGACAUUCGCAACCUGCGUGAGGAGGUGCAGGUCUUCCGUGGCCACAAAAAGGAGGCCAGCUCUGUAUCCUGGCAUCCCAUACACGAGGGUCUCUUUUGCUCUGGCGGCUCCGAUGGCUCCAUUUUGUUCUGGAAUGUUGGUACCGAUAAGGAGAUUGGCUGUGUAGAGACGGCACAUGACAGCAUUGUGUGGACCCUGGCCUGGCAUCCGCUGGGUCACAUUCUGUGCUCAGGCUCCAACGAUCACACCAUUAAGUUCUGGACGAGAAACAGGCCGGGAGAUCUGAUGAGAGACAAAUACAAUCUGAACACCUUGCCCGCCAGCUUGGCUGCUCUGGACGAAUGUGAAUAUGAUGAUGCCAUUAUACCAGGAAUGGGACCCGAAGACCGGGUUGAGUUCACAGAAAGUUUAACUGCCGACAAGGGCUUUAUUCCUGGACUGGACUUGGACCCAAGCAAAGCUCUGAACGACCGCGACAGGGAGAAGAAGGUCCCCUACAGCAAGCCCAUUCCUCGCAACUUCCAGGUGAACUGGGCGGGUCCCCGGAGAGCGGACGAUCCCAGCGUGCUCAGCAUCCACGAAGAGCUGGCCGCCCGCGAGGCCAAGGACUCGACAAGCGGGCUGAAUCACCAGCAGAUCAGCGAAAACACAAUGGAGGGAAUCCUGGCUAGCGGCAUGCUCAAUGGCCUCGAUCCUCAAACUAUUGUCGGAGUCCUUGUGUACAAUCGGUUUAUUCGAGUCCACCCGGACUCUCGCCUGAUGGCCGCUAUUCGUCAGGGAACCGAGUUCCUCAACAAGUACAUUGACGCCGGAAAGCUGGAGGAGCUCAAUGACGUGGUCCCAGUAAGGGAUCGCUCCAGAUCCGUUUCGCCUACGGUGGAGGCACGUGGGGAGGUGGUUUCUCCACCUACCAAGAAGUCCCGCUUUGAACCUCGGCAGCAUAACGCUCAAUUGGUGUGUGUUCGAGAACUGCUGCAACUGAAGAAGCCCUUCCUGCAAUCGCUGGUUGCGGCGAAAGCCCAGCAACCCAACACGGAGUUCGUGGACGAACCCCCUCUGGAGCAAAGGGAAAGGGAGCGCGAACGGGAACGAGAUGGCGAUCGCGACAGGGAGAGGGAUCGCGGCCGCGAACGGGAGAGAGACCAGUCAGGGGGCCGGCCCAAUCCCUGGGCUUCCAAUGCCCCCUGGUCGAAUAAUGGCAACUCUGGGGGCAAUGGAUCUAAUGGCUUUACCAACAAUGGCGCAGAUAACUUCAACGAUCGGGACCGAGAGUUCCAAAAGGGCGGAAAUAACGGAGGAGGUGGCCAACGUCGCCGUCGUGGCAACAAUAAUUCCGGUUCUGGUGGCGGCGGAGGUGGAGGAGGCGCUGGCGGCGGUGGUGGCGGCAGCGGCAGAAAUCGCGGUCGCAACAAUAACAGGCGCUACUAAUCGCUAACCCACCAGCGCACCCAUUUACACAUUCUUCAGUUAUAAGCCACUUUCUGUCGUUGACUCAAUCUCGUUUGCAACAUUUGCUUUUUAAUGCUAAAAUCAAUUUAUAUUGUAUAAAAAAGAAAAUCGGAUUGUAAUAUAGUAAA
Drosophila subpulchrella is the source of this 2818-nucleotide messenger RNA. It is a transcript of the gene Wdr33, whose product is annotated as pre-mRNA 3' end processing protein WDR33. The transcript has 9 exons. Gene Ontology annotation, molecular function: protein binding. Gene Ontology annotation, cellular component: mRNA cleavage and polyadenylation specificity factor complex. The record is from RefSeq and is a predicted model, not a curated record. Lineage: Eukaryota; Metazoa; Arthropoda; Insecta; Diptera; Drosophilidae. The coding region runs from base 219 to 2669 and encodes 816 amino acids.